This is a messenger RNA of Poeciliopsis prolifica (blackstripe livebearer), 2222 nucleotides long. RefSeq names its product complement factor I-like. Gene Ontology annotation, biological process: proteolysis. Gene Ontology annotation, cellular component: membrane. The record is from RefSeq and is a predicted model, not a curated record. NCBI's taxonomy places the organism in Eukaryota, Metazoa, Chordata, Actinopteri, Cyprinodontiformes, Poeciliidae. Gene Ontology annotation, molecular function: protein binding; serine-type endopeptidase activity.
ACAGUGACAGGAAAAGCUAAUGAUUGAUGGUGACACCAUGAGCCAGCAGAGGAAGCCUCAGAUCUGAGGCUGAAUCUGACCAGGAAGGUUCUGCAACUGGAUCCUCGGAACCAUCAGGAUGAGAUCGGACUCCUUCCUCCUGCUGGUUCUCCUCAUCCUUGGCUCUCAGGCGAGUAAUCCACCAGACUCAGAGCAGCCGAAGGCCAUAGAGCAGAAACAGGUCCGAGAAAAACCGAAGCUUCCAAAACCCCAAACAACUCCAGUGGACACAGCGUCCACAACACCCACAGCGUCCACAGAGUCCACAACACCCGCCCAAACCACCACACCACCCGACACGGACCAGUUCCUGGGUCCACAACAAUGUCUGGACAAAAAGUUGACCCGGGCGUCGUGUGGCGUGGUGUUCUGCCCUCCGUGGCAGCGCUGCGUUGAAGGUCGGUGUACCUGCAAACUUCCCUACCUGUGUCCCGUUGAAGGCGUGAAACCGGUCUGUGGGGAUUCCAACAAGAGAUUCACGUCGUACUGUCAGGCGAUGGCUGCCUCAUGCCGGACCCAGAAGCCUGUAAUGUCCCACUUUGGAAAAGUCUGCACAGACAAUAAGUUCCAGAGCAUCCUGGACAAAGACACAGGGCUGAUCAGGAUCUUCCUUCCUAAUGCCACCGGAGGAAGAGAGAACCUGCUGCUGUGCCAGCAGGACUGGGACAUGGCAGCUGCUAACGUGGCCUGCAGGGACCACAAAAACCCGCUUGACAAAGGUGCAGCGUCUGCAGACUCUGUGGACUACAACUCCCUGCCGCCCAGCAGCGAUCUGCCCAGCCACUGCGUCAGCGUCCACUGCCAGGGCUACGAAAUGUCUCUGGCUGAGUGUGAGAUCUACGGCCACAAGGCCGCUGACGGCGGCAUGGUGGCCACAGCGACCUGCUACAAGGACAGACCUGAAGAAUGCGGCUUCACCUGUGCAAACCAGAAAUGCAUUUCCCGCAACCAGACAUGCGACGGCGUGGAUGACUGCGGCGACCGCAGCGAUGAGAUGUGCUGCAAAAGCUGCAGGAACGGAGCUUUCCACUGCAGCUCCGGCGUCUGUCUGCACAGAAAGGCGGUCGGCGACCAGCUGAUCGACUGCCUGGACGGAGCCGAUGAAGCUCAGAGACGAGUGGAAGCUUUCAGGAAGACGACGAAUCGCUCAGAGCUGCUUUCCUCAUUUGCAUCAGCAGCAUCAGGUGACGUGGACGCAGCUCCAAACCCCUCAGAGUACAUCUCUCCUAAAACCGAAACCAGAGCCAUCAGGAAGCUUCUGGAGGACAAGCUGUCCUGUGGGAUUCCCAACAUGACCUUGGUUGACAACACAGAACCGGACGACCGAGCAAGAACCAGGAGCAAGAGGGUGGUGGGAGGAAUCCCGGCCAAGCCGACUCAGAUCCAGUGGCAGGUGGCGAUAGAGGAGAACCGCAGGAUCGACUGUGGAGGAGCUUACAUCGGCGGCUGCUGGGUCCUCACCGCCGCUCACUGCGUCCGGCCGAAUCCUUCUGCGUUCAAAGUCAAAUUUUCUGUCUGGAAGAAAUUUCGCCCUCAGGGAACGACGGACAUCGUUCCUGUGGCGGACAUCCGCAUCCACCCGAACUACGUGCCGUCGACGUACGAGAACGACAUCGCGCUGGUGCAGCUGGAGAAGCUCCCGUUCACAGAUAAAUGCCUGGAGGACAACCCGGCCAUCCGGCCCGUCUGCUGCGUCCCCUGGACCACCCAGCUGUUCCCGCCCAACCACACCUGCAGCAUCUCCGGGUGGGGCCGCACCGCAGACGGCCGGUCGGCCCAGGUGCUGCUCUGGGCCAACGUGUCGCUCAUCUCCGGCUGCGAAUCCUCCUACGGGCAUCGCUUCAAACCGGGGAUGAUGUGUGCAGGAGACCUGGAGGGAAAUGUGGACUCGUGUCAGGGCGACAGCGGCGGCCCGCUGGUCUGUGAGGACGAACUCGGGGUUUCCUACCUUUGGGGCAUCGUGAGCUGGGGGGAGCGGUGUGGCCAUCGGGGUUUCCCAGGGGUUUACACACAGGUCGCUCAUUACUUUGAGUGGAUCCGGCUUCACACCGGCUGGUCUGCAGUCACCAAAUUUAACUAUUAAAGAAACUUUUCACCUUUUCUCACCUGAAAGUGAUUUCGGCUAAAACUUUGUUCUGGUUUGCUGAUCAAUAAACUAAAUAAAUAACGUCCUGACAACAAAA